Molecule: messenger RNA, 2604 nt
Organism: Dioszegia hungarica
Lineage: Eukaryota; Fungi; Basidiomycota; Tremellomycetes; Tremellales; Bulleribasidiaceae
Exons: 7
Coding region: 1-2604 (867 amino acids)
Biological process (GO): resolution of meiotic recombination intermediates; mitotic intra-S DNA damage checkpoint signaling; DNA catabolic process
Cellular component (GO): nucleus; Holliday junction resolvase complex
Molecular function (GO): DNA binding; 3'-flap endonuclease activity; crossover junction DNA endonuclease activity
Source: RefSeq, a predicted model, not a curated record
AUGCCGCCCAAGAGGUCAUGUGGGAACGAGCUCUUCCUGAGCUGGGUGGAAGAGGAGAAGCAGAAGCUGUCAGACAAAGGCGUCAAGUCGGCCGAUACGUGGGGCAAGGCAGCGAAGUCCAUCGCUGCUUGCCCCGUCACGUACGAGCACCCUUCGGAACUCGUGGCGCUCAGGGGAGUCGGACCAAAGAUCGUCGACUUCCUCACGAAGAAACUGAGGAUACACUGCGAUGAGAAUGGCUUGGAGGAACCCGAGACACCAAGGAAGAACAAGGGCAAGGCAAAGGCCACGGCCAAGGGCAAGGGCAAGGCCAAAGCUCGAUCUGUCUCGCCCGAAGGCGAUGACUCCCCAUCCAAAACACCAGCCGCCGCCCCGAAAGCGAAAGCUCCGGCCAAGAAGUUGUCGUACAUCCCCAAACCGCGUACAGGGGGAUAUGGCCUCCUCCUGGCCUUGCUCCUAGCUAUCGACGACCCCACUCGCACGACAACUGUAUUCCUCACCAAGGUUGAGUUGAUCCCCCGCGCUCAACCAUACUGCGACGAGAGCUAUAUGGCGCCACACAAGGGCAUGAUGUUCACAGCAUGGAACAACAUGCGGACCCUGGUCGAGAAGGGGUAUGUGUAUUCUAAUGGGAACCCGAAAAAGUAUUGCUUGACCGAGGAGGGAUACGGGGUUGCCAUGACCAUACGAAAGAUGUUGCCACAAUUUGCGCAUCUCGGAGAUCACCCCUUCUUGCACGGGAGCUACCAAACCGCCACUCUCUCGGCCAGUAUGGUCGAGCCAUCUCGACCUCGGGUGGCUCCGCUUCCUAUACCAUUGAGUCGGUCCGACGCACAUCGUCCGAAUGUGCCGCAGAGUCGACCCGCCGAGGAGUCUAGGCGAGUCAGCAAUCCCGACCGGUUCCAAUUCUGGUAUAUCGACGGUACUGGCACCAGAGUUCACUCCUUGUCUUCCGCGAUGGUCCGGCUGGACCCGGACGACUUUGUCAAUAUCCGCAAACUCGAGUUCCGGUAUUCUCAGCGGAAUCAUCCAAUUACCCGGCAACUCAAGCUCGUCGAUACCGCGGCAAGGAUACGGGACCAGACGGAUCAACCGACACUCUAUGGCUACAUGGUGGAGGAUGUCGCUCCGCCGCUGUGUAGCAAGUUCGCGGAUGUGCCUGUCGCUGCGCCAUCAUCGCAAGAGGUCGGCGGGAGCGGCGGGAGGAAGCGGCAGCGGAGUAUCUCGCUGGACGAUCUGGAGGUGGAGGAUACGCCGGCGGGUCGGGCGGGUCGACCGCCACCCAAAAAGACGCCAGAUCAGCUCUUUGCUGAGAUUGGCGGUGGGGUCGGCGGCUCCUCAACCUCAUUCGCUCGGACCGUCUCUGCGCCGGUCGCCCUCCCUCAGGCUGGUCGAGCGAGUACCAAUUCGACUUCGGCCCUAGCAGCUGAAGCUGCCGCGCGGCGACUCGGACUCGGAACUACCGCGUCCAUGUCCUCCAUCCCCUUCGUUGGCGGUCCCAAGCCCGUCCGGCCCGCUCCUCGCCUCUCUUCACAUGUCCCCAUCCACAAUCCCCUCGCGGAUACCGACGACUCCCCAACCCCACCCACCAACCUCCCCAAUUUCGAUCCGUCCACAGCCAUCAUCUUCCCUGCGGGCUCAUACGAGAUUGUCUUGCUUAUCGAUCAACGGGAAGUCGAGUCAACGACGAGCCGGAACAAGUUUGAAGAUGAGCUUCAAGCCAAGGGGAUCAGGUGCGAGACGAGGACGUUGGUCCUUGGCGAUUUUAUCUGGAUUGCGAGGCGGCUAGAUGGGAUGGGCGGGGCGGACGACGAGGUUGUUCUGGACUAUGUGGUGGAGCGGAAGAGGCUGGAUGACUUGUGUACGUCCAUCAAGGAUGGGAGGUACAAUGAGCAAUGCCAUCGUCUUCAGAGCUCCGCCACUCAAAACAUCUACUACGUGGUCGAAGACUUCCAAGUCACCGAGCGGAUGGAAGUUAACGGACUCCAGAUCCGGACGGCCAAAUCCCAGAUCCAGGUCCAUAAUCGGUUCUUCCUAAAGGAAACGCACAAGCUCAGCGAGACGAUCGACUUCCUCAAAACAAUGACCGAGGUCAUCAUCAGCUUGCACGCACAUACCGAUCUCCACAUCAUCCCCUCGCGCUACCUCUCCCGCUCGACCUUCUCCGCCCUCCAGAACCACCUCCGCUCCAACCCCUCUGUCUCCGCGGCGGGGCAGGCGAACAAGGAACAACGGUCGUACCUCGUCAGCUGGAGUGACCACAAGGAGCUCAAUGCGAAAACGGCCAGUCAGACGCUCGCGAACAAGUUUGCAGAGAUGAUGUUGUGCAUCAAGGGCAUGAGCCAGGAGAAGGUCUCGGCGCUGUUGGAUGUCUGGGACACACCGAGGGCGUUAUGGGAGGAUCUGAAGGUGCAUGCCGCGGCGCCUGUUCAGCAGGAGGAGGAGCAAACGCAGGAGGGCGGUAAGAAGAAGAAGGUGAAAGUCAGGGGGAAGGAUAUGUUCUUUGCGGAUAGGGUACCGGGGGAGGGGAGGAGAAAGAUCAAUGAUGGGCUCAGUAGGGACAUGUACCGCAUUCUGAUGACGGGCGGAGACGGGGACGAUUGA